Durotheca rogersii is the source of this 2292-nucleotide messenger RNA. Its product is annotated as flavin-binding monooxygenase. The record is from RefSeq and is a predicted model, not a curated record. NCBI's taxonomy places the organism in Eukaryota, Fungi, Ascomycota, Sordariomycetes, Xylariales, Xylariaceae. The transcript is spliced from 6 exons. Bases 189 to 1958 code for a protein of 589 amino acids. Gene Ontology annotation, molecular function: N,N-dimethylaniline monooxygenase activity; NADP binding; flavin adenine dinucleotide binding.
GAUUCCUAGAUGCGGGGAAAAACGAACAGUCCAGUUCUCCAACAGUGGGACGCCACUGGGCGCGACGUAGGAGAGGACGAUAGAUAAGUAAGCGAUGUCGAGAUAACGAGAGAACCGCAUUCGACAUACCUACACGAGAUCUUUUCCUCGUCGAUUGUGCGCACGUCCACGUGAGCAGCUACGUCAAGAUGGGAUCUAUCCAGAGUUCGACGCCGUUCCAGAUUAAGGAGGCCCCGAUCGAUGGCCACCGUCCGAUGAAAGUUCGCGUCAUAGGCGCUGGGUACUCGGGCAUCUAUUUGGGAAUUCGUAUACCCGAGCGUCUGCGAAACAUCGACCUGCAGAUCUACGAGAAGAGCGACGCCGUAGGUGGCACCUGGUGGGUGAAUCGGUAUCCCGGUUGCGCUUGUGACAUUCCGGCACACUCGUACCAGUAUUCAUUCAACCCCAACCCUAACUGGUCCUCCUUCUACGCGCCGCAAAAGGAGAUCUGCGCCUAUCUCCAAGGCACCGCCGAGAAAUUCGGUGUCCUCAGAUUUGUGAAACUCUUGCACGAAGUGAAGUCCUGCCAGUGGGACGAAAACAGAAAGAAAUGGAUUUUAACCGUCCAUCGCACAGAUACCGGGGAGACCCUCGAAGACGACGCAGACGUGUUGAUCUCGGCCAGAGGCAACCUGAGCGACCCCGCGUGGCCCAAAAUACCGGGCCUGGACUCCUUCAAGGGGGAGAUCAUGCACUCGGCAAAAUGGAACGAGAAAUACGAUUUCAAGAAUAAGAAAAUCGGCGUUAUCGGCAACGGGUCCAGCGCUAUACAGAUCGUCCCCAAUCUACAAAAGGUCGAGGGUGCACACCUCUCGUGCUUCGUCAGAAGCAAGACGUGGAUUACGAACCCCUUCGGAGAGAACGUGAUGAGAAAACUGGGGCUGGAUCCCAACAAGCUAGAAUUCUCGGAGGAGCAGCGGAAAGAGUUUGCCACGAACCCGGAGAAGUUCUUCGACUUCCGGCGCAUCAUCGAGGUCGACGGCAACACGAUCCACGAGGUGUCGAUCCGCGGCUCGGCGAUGCAGCUGGGCGGCAUCGCGGCCUUCGCGGCGGCGAUGCGCGCGCGGCUGGCCAAGAAGCCCGAGAUCGCGGACUUCCUGAUCCCGGCGUUCGGGAUCGGCUGCCGGCGGGCGACGCCGGGGCCGGGGUACCUGGAGGCGCUGGCGGCGGACAACGUCGACUUCGUGACGGACCCGAUCGCGGCGGUGACGCCGACGGGGGUGUCGCUGGCGUCGGGGCGGGCGGUGGCGCUGGACGCGCUGGUGUGCGCGACGGGGUUCAACACGUCGUCGGCGCCGCCGUUCGAGGUGCGGGGGCGGGGCGGGGUGACGCUGGGGGAGCGGUUCGCGCCGCACCCGACGGCGUACCUGUCGGUGGCGGUGGACGGGUUCCCGAACCUGUUCCUGAUGCUGGGGCCGAACUCGGCGAUCGGGUCGGGGUCGCUGACGGUGAUCCUGGAGCGGGAGGGCGACUACGCGGUGAAGUGCAUCCGCAAGCUGCAGAAGGAGGACUACGCGGCGAUGGCGGUGAAGCCGGAGCGCGUGCGCGACUGGGACGCGUACUGCGCCGAGUACUUCCGCCGCACCGUCUACACGGACGACUGCCACAGCUGGUACAAGUCCGCCGGCGGCGACGGCGACCGCAUCGUCGGCCUGUGGCCCGGCAGCACCAUGCACGCGCUCGAGGCCCUGCGCGCGCCGCGCUGGGAGGACUACGACUGGGAGAGCGUCGACGGCCCCGCCGCGAACCGCCUGCGCUGGCUCGGCAACGGCUGGAGCCUCACGCACACCCCCGCCCAGGCCGAGGGCGAGUACCUCGGCGACCCGGCCUGGUACAUCCACCCCCGCUUCCUCGACAUCCCGCUGCCGGGCCGCCCCGAGGAGGCCGAGGAGUACAAGGCGCUGCCGUUCUCCCACUAAGACAACCGGGCAGCUACUGCUGCUGCUUAGGCUGGAGGACCCGAGGGGGCCGGUUCGGUUCGCUAGAGAGCGUGGUUUCUAGAUCUAGACGGCAUGACGCGCGCGGUACUCUCUCUGUCGGCACAUACAUACACGCAUAUAUACGGGUAUAUAAUUUGGAUCCCGGGGAGUGGCAUGAUAUACAAGUCACCAGUCUCGUUAGAUAGUUAAGUUUGGUGAAGUUCGUACCUACGUUUACCUGCUCUAUGUAGACAGUAGUCUAUUUACCUACAGUCGAAUUUUGGCAAUUUGGAUCCGUGUUAGCGGGAUGCCUGCCAUUGUAGGUGACGCUCCG